This is a messenger RNA of Solea senegalensis (Senegalese sole), 3625 nucleotides long. RefSeq names its product collagen, type XIII, alpha 1 (gene col13a1). NCBI's taxonomy places the organism in Eukaryota, Metazoa, Chordata, Actinopteri, Pleuronectiformes, Soleidae. The coding region runs from base 365 to 2392 and encodes 675 amino acids. The transcript is spliced from 40 exons. The record is from RefSeq and is a predicted model, not a curated record.
CGCACUGAGUCUCUCACUGACCUGCGGCACAAAGUGGAAUCAGUGCGACGAGAAGAAGCAACGGAUGGACAGACGGAGGUGAAUCAGAAGAAGAAGAAGAAGAAGAAGAAGAAGAAAAGUCUUCAUCAAAAACAAACACAGACACAUGAAGACAAUCAUGUUGUGUUUAAAUUCACUGUGAGUUCAUGCGCGCGAGUCUGGAGACACUUUGAAGAAGAAGAGAGAAACAAUCAGAAGGUCUGAAGGUCUGAAGGUCCAGGUGAUCAGGAAUCCUCCUCCUCCUUCACCUUCACCUCCUCUGCUCCUCUUCACCACAUGAAUUCAGGAGUUUACGCGCGGAUCAAACUAAAGCUCGGAGUGUAAAAUGGAGCGGGAUCAGGAUCAGAAGCGGACCGUGCGGAGUCAUAAACUGCGGCAGAACUGGACCUGGAUCUGCAGGGAUUUGUCGUGCGUCGCGCUGUGCGUGGCGCUGUCGGUGCUAUGCCUCGGCGUGUGCGUGGUGGUUCUGGUGCGCGCCUCGGAGCUGCAGUCCCGCGUGGAGAGUCUGGAGCAGCAGCAGCGGGACGCGCGGGUCCCCGCGUGGAGCGUCUCUCUGGAGCAGGUGGAACCCGUGCUCCUGAGCAGACUGGACCAGAUUCUGGACGAGAAACUCGCAGCUCGACUACCAAAGACACGGGAGGUGAGGGAAGCUCCUCACAGCUGCUUAUGUCCUCCAGGUCCUCCAGGUCCUCCUGGACGAGCAGGCUUUCCGGGUGACAAAGGCAGUAUGGGAAUUCCUGGCAGAAUGGGUUUGAAAGGACGAGCAGGGGACAAGGGAGCUCCAGGAGAACCAGGUCUGUCCAUCAUCGGACCAAGAGGACCUCCUGGACAACCAGGAACCCGAGGCUUCCCAGGCUUUCCCGGUCCGAUCGGGUUGGAUGGCAAACCUGGACAGAACGGACCGAAGGGAGACAUGGGUCACCGUGGUGUGAAAGGACAGCCAGGUGAACCCGGACUCAAAGGAGAGAAGGGCGUGUGUGGAGACUACGCCCACCGGAAGCGGCGUAUUGUUCAGCCGUGUGUCGGACAGUCGGCCACACAGGGCGAGCCUGGAGCGCAGGGACCGCCGGGACCUCCUGGACCCCCCGGACCACCGGGGAACGCAGGCUUGAACGGCUCACAGGGUAAACCUGGUGAGCCAGGAAAACCAGGAAAAGACCCGAGGCUUUUACCAGGACUGAAGGGCGAGCCUGGUGUUCCAGGGCAGAAGGGCGGUCGAGGAGACGUCGGUCCACCAGGUCCUGAAGGACCACAGGGAGUUAAAGGAGACCGAGGCACUGAGGGAGAGAAGGGCGAGCCGAGUUCUGCGGCCCAAGGUAUCAAAGGAGAGCCAGGUUCACCAGGACUGCCGGGACUAACCGGACUCAAGGGAGAAAAGGGAGACCAUGGAGUAAAGGGGGAGGGAGGUCCUGAAGGCCCAGCUGGGCCGAGAGGUCCACCAGGUCCGACCGGAGAGCCUGGAAAAGCCGAGAUCCAGAAUGAAAAUGAUAUUCGUAACAUACCUUUAAUGGGUCCUCCUGGAUUACCUGGACCUCCAGGGAUCCCCGGUUCUCCUGGUAUCAAGGGUGAAGUUGGUCUACCAGGUCCACCAGGACUGGACGGCGAGAAGGGACCCAGAGGGAAACCUGGAGAGCCCGGUCCUGGAGGCCCAGCUGGUCCUUUAGGUCCCAGAGGGGAGGACGGUGCCAUGGGCUUCCCAGGACCCAAAGGAGACCUGGGUCCACCUGGAUCACCUGGUCUAGAUGGCCCUACGGGUGAAAAGGGGGCCACAGGAGCCCCGGGCCCUAUUGGAUUACCUGGCUCAAUGGGUCUGAAAGGUGAACCUGGAGAAACAGCGAGGUCAGAAAUGGUCUAUGGUCCUCCAGGACCACCAGGACCUCCAGGACCAGUUGGACCAGCAGGAUCCCAGGGGUUUUCAGGGCCUAAGGGAGAGCCAGGCAUCGGCAUCAAAGGAGAAAAGGGAGCCACGGGUCAAAAGGGCGACAAAGGAGACCGAGGCCAUCUUGGACUGCCUGGGGCUCAUGGGUUAGACGGCAGACCGGGUCCAGUGGGUCUCAUAGGACCAGCAGGUGUUUCAGGACCAGCAGGACCAAAGGGAGAGAGGGGUGAAAAAGGAGACGCAGGAUUACCAGGACCAACUGGGCCUCAAGGCAUCCCUGGUUUAGUAGGACCACAAGGAUUCAAAGGGAACCGGGGAGAGAGGGGCAAGAAAGGCAACAGGGGGGCCAAAGGGGAUAAGGGAGACCAAGGAGCACCUGGAUUAGAUGCCCCGUGUCCGUUGGGUGACGAUGGUUUACCUGUACCAGGAUGUUGGAAUAAAGGCCAGCAUCCUUUCCAACUGGCUAAGAAGUAGCAGUGAGCCCCGAGUCUCCGAGAAGCAGCAGCAGAGAAGAAACUUGAAGAGUUUUAUUUUUGUUUUUGUUUCAAACCCAAAAUAAAUCUGGAGUCGGCAUUUUCAGCAUUUUUUCCGGGAGGCAGGACCCAGGGCCAGUAAUGUUGGCCGCUCCAGCGGCGGCGGCGGCGAGCGAUUGAGCUAACGAACAGCUAAGCUUCAGUCGGACUGAAACGUACAAACACCAUCAUCUUCAUCAUCAUAGGACAGAUCUGAUGUGUGUGUGUGUGUGUCGGCACACACACAGUCACGUGACGUGGAGCGCGGCAGACACUUUGUAGUGUGUGCUGUUUGAUGUUUGUUUGCGUUUGACGUCGAUUCUGCGACUGUGAUUUUGAAUUCAGAGCAGCUCACAGAGCAGAGGUCGAUGUGUUUCCAUGACAACAAAAUACUAACAGAAAAAAAACACAAAGGGAAAACCUCUUUAUGAUUCCUUCAUCACACUGACUUUUUUUCUUUUCUUUUCUUUUGGAAAUAUCCCUUUAACUGCAGCUAUUACAUUUAUAUAUGAACAACAACAAUAAUAAUAAUAAUAAUAAGUGAACAAAAUCAUAACUUUACUUCUGGUAACAUUUGACGUGUUUAAAGUCACAGUACGCAACAACACCACAGUUUUUAAUUAUGUUGUAAAUUUUGCCUCAUUUCGUUAUUUUUUUUUCCAUUUUCCAUGUGUUAUUACAAAAAGCAGGAGCUGCACUUCUAUUUUCUUCAACACAAUUGUAAUAAUUUGGUGCAUUAUGUAAUUAUGUUGCAAAUAUGUUUCAAUAACAGAUCAUUUGUCAUUCUUUAAGACUCUAAAAAAUAGACAAAAUAAAAAUGAUAAUAGUAAUAGUAACUAUUAAAUUAAUUUAUUGACCAUCGCUUUAUUAAAAACAAUUGAGAUGUAUUUUGAAUAUUCUGCACUGUAAAACCUGACACAUCAUUUAGGUUAAUUUAACUGAAAUUAUUGCAGAUUAAAGUAACUACAAAAGUCAUGAUUGUUCAAGUAAAUUUGGGCUAAAUUAAGAUUAUAGUAGAAUUUAGCCUAAUUUAACCUACAUUAUUAGUGUAUUUUUCUUCUUAUUAUUUUUUUUGCUUCAAAUUAAUUGCGUUUUUAAGAGCUUUCCUAGGCCCCAAACACGUGAAUUUCUGCGACCGCAUCAAUCUUGGUGUAAAUUUACGUCUGAAAGUCACUGGGUGGGAAAUUGGAAGUGG